GGAGAGGGCAGUCAGCCCGGGCGCGCGGCCGCCCGCCAGUGACGACGCUGCCCCCUCAGCAGCCAGGGAACUAAGACCCCACGAAGCUCCUCUCCCGCCUCGCCCCUCGCGGAGGUCUCGAGCCUCCCAGAGGCGGCUGGGAGCCGGGGAGCUCGUCACAACUCACCGCUCCGCCCCGCUGCUCCGUCCGUUCCCGGGGGCCCCUUCCGAACCGCUCCCGGAACUCGCCGGCUCCGACUACGGGGAAACAAAGGUUCCUGCCGCGCCGUGAAGGGGGGAAGUUUUCGGCUGUGCCACGGCGGGAAGUGACGUAACCCCGGCUUCCGGUCCGCCGGAUUAUGAAUGACGGCGGACGCGGCUGUUUCCAAGACGGCGUGCCUGCCGCGUGCCCCUUCCCGGCCUCUCUGGCCGCCCGCGGUCCGUGGGCGAAGACUCGCAGAAGCUGCCUCGGAAAACUCACGCGGGGUGGGAAGGCGCAGGCGGCUCGUGUCGCUGACACACUCACGCACCCUCCCUGCCUGGCCGCGCCUCUGCGACCAGCAUUUUAUUCCGUGCCUUCCCGGUUAGAGAAAGCAGUUGUACGUGAGGACUGCUGAACAGUUGCUCCAGAGGACUUGCGUCGUUUGCGGCUGUUUUUCUUUUACACUGUCAAAGCAGCGUUUCAGUUCGGUCUUAAACAAGUUCGAGUUUGAGUAGAAAGUUUGACUUGCAUGAAAGAUUGCUUCGGUUUCGGAAACGUUCACGAACACCCGUAUUUCCCGCCUCAACUCCACCUCGUUUGGAAUGAGGUUUCCAUGGUGAAUGCUUUUAAAGAGUGCCAUCUAGUGUUAAUUUUGGAAUUGUGCUUUAUGGGAUCAGAACACGGGGAAUUUUAGACCUAAGGUGACCCAAUAAAAGAAGAAAAUGAAAGGCAUUAAGAAAAGUCUUAAAGAAGAAUACCUAUACUUGGACUUUUUUCACCAAAUAGAAGGGUGCAUCUUUCCUCUUCAUACAUCUGUAACUUUAUUUUUGUUGUCAUACUGUGACUGUAAAAUCUUUAAAGUUUGCUUAGUCCUCACUGGAGAAAGUAGAGAUAUUUCACUAGAAAAUGUAGUGCCUCAGGAAGUUGAAGUACAGAUUAUUUCAAGACAAGAGCUUCCACCAAUAGUCCAGAAUUGCUGUUUACCUGCAGUAGUAGAAAAACCAGACAAUUUCUGUAGAGCAGGACUUGCUGUUGUACUGAGACAUAUAAUCCAGAAAUCGUAUGAAGCUGACUCCUCCAAGAAAGAGAUUUUGGAACUUCUGGGUUUUAAGAAGACUUGCUUGAAAGCCUGUGCUGAAGUUAGUCAGUGGACCAGGCUGUGUGAACUCACCAUCCCUUUAGCUAUUGAAAAUUUUCUCAAAGAAUCUGACCAGCACCCAACUAUCCCUGCAGAAAUACUACAGUUAGAGAAAAAGCUUAGUGAGCCUGUAAGAGUGCAUAAUGAUGACAAACUCCGUCGGCAGAAGCUGAAACAACAGAAGGCUGCUGGGGUCGGGCCUUCCCUUGCUAAGGAAAAAACAAAGAACAAGGUGCAUAGACAAGAAACGUCUGAAGAAUUGGACUCUUCAUCCAAGAGCCUGGAACUUAAAGUGGCAUUCUCAAAGCUCACAGUACAUGAAGAACCAGCUACUACCAACAGAGAGCCUUCUCACAUCAGAAAAGCAAAAGCCUCUGACCUUCCACCUCUGGAGCACGUGUUUGCAGAGGGCUUGUACUUCACUUUGGCAGACAUCGUGCUCUUGCCUUGUAUCCAUCAUUUUUUGGUAAUUAUCUGCAAGAAACUUUCUGAAAAGCUGAUAGAAUUUCCACUGCUGGCUGCUUGGUACCAGAGGAUUCAGGAAGUGCCACGAGUAAAAGCAGCAGCUUCUCGGUGUGGGAUCCAAUUUCUCCAUUUACCAGAGUUGCUGACCACCUCAAAUGAACAAUAUUCAAACUUAAGUGAGAUCCCAGAUGUAGAGGAGCAAAAUGAUGCUUCAUUUAUAGGAGGACCAAGACCCACUAUGACCAAGUUAAUGGAAAAAGGCAUUGAAGUGAUGUUUUCUCCCCACCCUUGCCCUACUUGGACCCUUGAUUGGAAUAAUCUUCCUACAGCAGUGAGCCCAAAGGAAGGUAAAAUGUCCAGUGAUCGAGCUUUGAGGAAGCAGCAGCAAUUAAACAACCUUGUUUAUGUGGUGACAAAUCAGGCCAAACCUGGUGACAGAAUUGUGGAUUUCUGCAGCGGCGGGGGCCAUGUCGGGAUUGUCCUUGCUCACAUGCUACCAUCAUGCCAGGUUACAUUAAUAGAAAACAAGGAAUUAUCUUUAAUCCGUGCUAAGAAGAGAAGUGAUGAACUAGGUUUAAGCAACAUUUGGUUCAUUCAAGCAAAUAUGGAGUAUUUUACAGGGAUGUUUAAUAUUGGGGUGGCAUUGCAUGCUUGUGGAGUGGCAACAGACAUGGUGAUUGAGCACUGCAUCAAAACACGGGCUUCCUUUGUCACAUGCCCUUGCUGUUACGGUUUCAUUCAGAACACCUCAAAGUUUAAUUUUCCCAAAAGUGAACAAUUCAAGAAAACUUUAUCAUACAAGGAACACAUGAUUCUGUGCAGAUUUGCGGAUCAGACAGCUGUCCAGCUUCCACCCCAACGAAGACUCAUAGGAAAACAGUGCAUGUGCCUCGUGGAUCUGGAUAGAGCAAGAGCUGCAGAAGAACAUGGUUACUCCGUUCAAGUAAUAUCCAUGGAGCCAGAGAGCUGCUCUCCCAAAAAUAACAUGAUUGUGGGAGUCCCCAUUUAGAAGGAGAUACUCACAUUUGAUGUUCGGCCAUCCGUCUUCAUGAUGAAAGCCCAGUGGCAUCUAGGAAGUUCUUGGCAUAACUAGAAAACAGCAUUAGCCAUCUUGAACUUAUUGUGCUCAGGAAGGAAAGCAGCAGGAAAAUCACGAAAAAAAAAAAAGGCUGCCUGCAAAGCAUCACAAAUGCUCUUGUAAUGUCUGAUUAAAGGGCCGCUGGCUUUCAUAGUGAGAAUCCCCUGAAGUCUCAGCUGCUGACAGAAUAAUCCUCACCAGUGGAGGUUCCAUCACUGGAAUAACAAUUUUCUUCUCAGUUCACAGCAUUUCUGAUCUUGCCAAUUUGAUGUUCAAUUCAAAACGAUGAAUUGGAGCCUUUGUCAUCAUUGCAGCCUUUACAAUCACUUAGGCAUUCAAAUGGAGACCAAAACUAGAUUCAGUGGGGUUGGUUGGUUGGUUGUAUUUUUAACAAUUGUACUUUUUCUAUAAUUUUUAAAAAUAUCCAGUCAGGCAAUUACAGUAUGGUUAAAUUUUUAAGCCAGGUUGAGUUAGACUUCCAUUUCAUUUCAUAUAUUUCUUUAAAUAUGUUUCCUGUAAAUUACCAAAUGAGAUCAUCCCUGGUUCAAACACUUUAUAUGAAGAACAUUAAAAUAACUGCAGGAAAUUUCCUGUUAGGGGGGCAUGUAAUUUGGACAUAACUUCUAACUAAUCAGUAAAUACAUUAAUUAAUUCCAGUUUAUGAAUAAUUAUUGAGGAUCCUUUAUUUUCAAGACCCUGGGCUAGAUUCUUCUAAGGAUAGAAGGAUGAGUUGCAAGAGACAUGGUGCCUUGCCUAUGGAAUAAUCAUACAAAAGAAAAAUUAAUGAAUUUAGUUCUAUAUGUCAUAAUAUAAUAUAUGGCCAUGGAAUUUGUUUUCCAGAUAUCAGUAAUAUAUUUUAGUUACAUUAUUUUGGUAAAACCAAUUGAAUGUAGAUUGGAAGUAGGAGGAGUACAGAGUUUGUAAGCUUAUUUGACUAUUUCUCCCUUCUCACAUUUCUCCUCAUUCCACCAGCCAAAGUUUUUAAAGACAUGUGACAUGUCCUUUCUUACAUGCUGCUACUUAUUUAACUUGUACAUGUCCUAGGUUAUUCCAUUUGAGAUAAGAUUUAUUUCAUUGAUUUUGAUGUUUUCAACCCCUGUAAGAUACAUAUCAUGAGGAAAAAGGAGUUUAAUAAACAACUCUUUCAUCAUAGUGGGUUAAAAUGUAGGAAUAAUUUAUUCAGGGGAGAGGGCGUUGAAUUCUUGUUUCCUGAGAUAAAAUUUAAGAAAAGAAUUAAACAUCAGCCCUCAGUAUUUGUCAUUUUUACUAUAGAUGUACCAUACUCUUUUAUCCUGGACUUUCUUUUUUAAAUGGAGGUAUAAUUUACAGACAGUAAAAUAACAGGCUUUAACUGUUGAGUUUGAGAAGUUUUGAAAAGUGUGUAUACUCAUGCAACUGCCACCAGAAAAGAGAUAUAGAAUACUUCCACCAGCACAGAAAGUUCCCUCAUGUCCCUUUCUAAUUAACUUCACCUACGCCAAAGGCAGAAAUCUCUGAUUUUUAUCACCCUCCAUUUUUUCUGCCUAUUUUAGUCCUUCAUAUACAUGAAGUCAUUUAGUAUGUAGUCUUUUGUGUCUGGCUUCUUAUGCUCAACAUAGUAUUUUUUGAGAAAUAUCCAUAUUGUUACAUGUAUCAGUAGUUUCUUCUUAUUAAGUAACAUUCUACUAUAUAAAUUUAUCAAAAUGUAUUUAUUCAUUCUCCAAUUGGUAUUUAUUUAGAUUAUUUCCAUUGUGUAGAUAUUACAAAUAAGACCUAUAAAUAUUCUUGUCCAAGUCUUUCUGUGGACAUACGUUUUCAUUUCUCUUUGGUAAAUACCUAGUAGUAGAAUUUCUGGCUUGCUGAAUAAAUGAAUGUCAAUUACCAAACAAUUUCCAAAGUGGUAUACCAUUUUAUAUUCCCACCAGCAAUGUAUAAAAAUUCUAGUUCUUCACUCCACCCUCACAACAUUUGAUACUGUCAGUCUUUUUUAUUUUAACCAUUCUGGUGGACACUAAAUGGUACCUCCCAGGGGCUUUAAUUUUCAUUUUUCAGAUGACUAGUGAUAUUAAGCAUCAUUUGUAAAGUGAACGUUUAAGUCUUUUACUCAUUUUUAAAAUUAGGUUUUUUGUAGUUUUUUUAAUUGUUGGUUUAUAAGAGUUCUUUAUAUAUUCUGGUUAAGAGUUCUUUGUCAGAUAUAUGUAUUAAGAAUAUUUUUCCCAGUCUGUGGCUUAACCUACUCACUUUUAUAAUGAAUGUUUUAAUUUUUAGGAAGCCUAAUUUUCUGUUUUUGCUGGCCAAUAUUUUCUGUAUCCUCUAUAAUAAAAUUUUAUCCACCCUGA
This is a messenger RNA of Canis lupus familiaris (dog), 5180 nucleotides long. RefSeq names its product glutathione S-transferase C-terminal domain containing (gene GSTCD). The transcript has 14 exons. The coding region runs from base 904 to 2793 and encodes 629 amino acids. The record is from RefSeq and is a predicted model, not a curated record. NCBI's taxonomy places the organism in Eukaryota, Metazoa, Chordata, Mammalia, Carnivora, Canidae.